AUGCCUCCUAGACGCCGUCCUCUCUGUGACUUUAACCAAGACCUGCGUUCCGAAGAAAAUGGUGAGGAAGAGUUGCCACCUCCGCCUCCACCACCACCAUACAAUGAUGGAAUACACCCGGCCUUAGUACAAUUUAUAGCUGAUGUCACUAGACACCUUACUGAAGCAAUAUCACGAAUUCCACGACCUAACGAACGAGCUGAACCCAUAGGUUGUUCGUUGCGUGAUUUUGCUAGUUUCCAUUUUCGAACUUUUGAAGGAACUGAAGGACUGGAUGCCGCAGACGCAUGGCUCACAGACAUAGAUGCAUUGUACACCACUCUCGGUUGUACCGACGAGCAAAAAGUUCAGUAUCUCGCACUGCAGUUGACGGGUGAAGCUGGGAGAUGGUGGAAUGCGAGGAAGGUACUACUUGGGGAAGAAACAGUGAUCACUUGGAAGAUGUUCAAGGUGGAGUACAAUCGGCGCUUUUUCCCUCGAUCCCAGAGGCAACUUCGAGCAAUAGAAUUCCAAAAUCUGGUUCAAGAUAAUAUGACCGUAGAACAAUAUUCUGCUAGAUUUAUGGAAUUAGCCAGGUUUGCAGCCAAUCUCAUUCCAGAUGAAGAAACAAAGGCUGAACGUUUCGAAAACGGUCUCAAUCCACGAAUCAGAGAACGAGUUAUAUGCCUCGAGAUUAAAGACUACGCCAGGUUAGUGGAAGUAGCGUCUCUUGCAGAAAGAGGAAUCCGCGAAUCCGCAGCAGCCUACGAUCUGAAAAGACGAUUAAAGCAGCAAACAUCGUAUUCAGAAAAGAGACCAGCAACAGAGAAUGAUUCCAGGCCAGUUGUUGGCAAAAGUUAUCCGCCCGCACUAGGAAAUCAAAGACCACCUUGUAACAGGUGUGGAAAACUGCAUGAGGGAGAGUGUAAGAUGACAGGACCUACCUGCUUCCAGUGUGGUAAGACUGGUCAUUUUCAGAAGUAUUGUCCCAUGAACACUGCUAAAGGAUCAAAACCGCAAGGAGGCGGAUCUCGACAACAGUAUCCUGCCCAAGCACGAGUAUAUUCACUUAUCCCUGGUGGUGCUGAAGAAGAUGAGGAAUAUACAGAUGCGGCGGCAGGUUAUGAAAAAGAUGAGUAUCAGGAUUGUCCAGACCUUUAGGUGAUCUUGAUAGCAGUGUUUGAGGUUGGGAUGCCUCCAUUUUGUGGACUGCUGUGUUCCAGUCCUUUAUUAUAUUAUCUUGAGAAUGAUAUUUAUAUUUUUGUUGGUGUGUAUUAACUAUACUCUAGUUAUUUUGGCUUGUAAAUUAUAUGUGUCGUUUGUGGCACCUAUUUUUAAUGCACCUAGUGUGCAAAUAGCGUGUAAUAAUAAACU
Messenger RNA from Alnus glutinosa, 1353 nucleotides. RefSeq lists its product as uncharacterized. Bases 1 to 1140 code for a protein of 379 amino acids. The record is from RefSeq and is a predicted model, not a curated record. The transcript is spliced from 2 exons. NCBI's taxonomy places the organism in Eukaryota, Viridiplantae, Streptophyta, Magnoliopsida, Fagales, Betulaceae. Gene Ontology annotation, molecular function: nucleic acid binding; zinc ion binding.